Bombus terrestris (buff-tailed bumblebee) is the source of this 5291-nucleotide messenger RNA. RefSeq names its product mediator of RNA polymerase II transcription subunit 23 (gene MED23). Lineage: Eukaryota; Metazoa; Arthropoda; Insecta; Hymenoptera; Apidae. The coding region runs from base 626 to 4693 and encodes 1355 amino acids. Gene Ontology annotation, biological process: regulation of transcription by RNA polymerase II; positive regulation of gene expression. The record is from RefSeq and is a predicted model, not a curated record. Gene Ontology annotation, cellular component: transcription regulator complex; mediator complex. The transcript has 11 exons.
UAAUAAUGUAUUGUUGCAACACUUGCGUAGAUGUUUAAAGUAAAGCUUAUAUUUAAAAAAAGGAAUUGCUUCAAACCGACUUUUAUUUUUGCGUGAAAUUCUUUGCCAGGUAGUCGCAGAUCGUUUACCAACCGUAUAUGCAUGGUUUACCGCCAUAAUACAGAAGUAUUGCAGGUGCAGACGCAAGAUCGCGCUGUGCAACGAAUCCUUUGCAAAUAGAUCCAGUUACAUUGCUGCAGACAGAUUGACCAACAUCAUCCGAUCAUUAUGCCUUAUUCCUCCAUAAGAGUUUCCAGACCUGUGUACGACUGUGCUGUAUAUUCCUAAUCGUAGGCCCCUAUAUCUAUACAUACUAUACAUUUACUGUUAGUAUAAGCUCUAUGCGCGUGUGAGACAGUGCAUACCAGGAGUUCAUAUUACCGAUACCGAUCGUACUUUUUCAUUCAAAUGCAAAUUUAUGUUAUGCAAACGUAAACAGAAUAUGAAUUGUGUUUACAAAUCAAUGUUAUUGGACGUUGACUGUGAAUAUUGAAAAAAAUAAUGAAAGAACUAAAUGAAACAUAAAUUAUUAUACAGUGAUUUAUAGAUUUUAUACUAUUGCAGCAUAAGAUUUUUUAACCAAAAGAUGACGAGUGAAAUUCAAAUCACUACCAUUGUUAAUGAUAUUUUAAAAGUGGAAGCUAUAGAAGAAGCUUUUAGCUGUGUUCUGGUACAUCACCCAAAUAGUGAAAGCGAAAAAAUAUCAACAUGGCAAACAGAAUUAUCAUCUGCUAUGUCAAAUUUAUCCAAAGAACAACAAGAGAACGCAGUAAGACAAUUUUUAUCUAUGGCAGCAGCUAUGACUAAUCAUAGGAGAUUGCAAUUAUUAUUGUCACUACUUGAAAACUUAGUUGCAUCUAGUGUUUUGCCAGCAAGACUUGUUUGUGAAUGUAUAUUAAAUUGUGAUAAACUUCAAUAUCAGUUAGAAGAUUUUUGGGUUGAAUGUUUUGUUCUUAUUCGACACAUUAUUGGAGGAGUUGAUUACAAGGGUGUCAGAGAAAUAAUGAAGGGAUGCAAAGAGAAAGCACAAACAAUUCCAUCGAGAUUAGAUGCAUCUAUUCAGCCUCAAUUGAAAGCUUUAGAAAAUGUAAUUGAAUAUAUUUUUGAUAGAAAUGCUUGUUUGUUGCCAGGAUAUUUUAUUGUAACUGAAAUUCAAAAGGCUUAUCCUGAUGGUAAAAACUGGCCACACUGGAAAUUAGCAAAAUUGCUUUCAAACUUUGUUGAAAGUUUUCGCAAUACUGCGCAAAUGGUAUCUAUAGUUGGGCAUUCAAAAAUGUUACCAGUAGUGGAACAUACUGGAUAUGCUGAUUUAAUCAAUCCUUGGGUACUUGAUACCACAACAUUAAAAUUUUCAUUAAAAGGAAAUUUGCCUUAUGAUGAGGAUUUACUCAAACCACAAACUGAAUUACUGAGAUAUGUAUUAGAACAACCUUAUAGUAGGGAUAUGGUGUGUUCGAUGCUUGGUUUACAAAAACAGCAAAAACAACGAUGUAUAGCUUUGGAAGAGCAAUUGGUAGAACUUGUAAUUCUUGCUAUGGAACGUGCAGAAAAUGAAACGUUACCGGCAGAAGGAACUGAUGGAACUGUUGCAAAUCAUUAUGUGUGGUUACAUCUCUCAUCACAGCUUAUAUACUUUGUACUUUUUUCGUACGCUUGUUUCCCGAGUAUCGUAAUGGCAAUACACGAUAAAUUAGCAGGAAGAGACUUAAGGAAAGGGAGAGAUCACUUAAUGUGGGUCUUGCUGCAAUUCAUUUCUGGAAGUAUUCAGAGAAACCCACUAUCAAACUUUUUACCAGUAUUAAAAUUAUACGACCUUCUAUAUCCAGAAAAGGAACCGUUACCGGUACCGGAUUAUACUCAAGCAUUAUGCACACAUCAAAUGGCUAUUACGUGUAUAUGGAUACAUUUGCUAAAAAAAGCUCAGUCAGAACACUCCAAUAUUCACAGACCAAUACCACACACAUUGAAACUUCACCAUGAAUUUUUACAACAUUUAGUUAUGCCUAACACUUCUCUUUGUAUGGGAUCUGAUUACCGCAUUGCUUUGCUAUGUAAUGCAUAUUCUACAAAUCAAGAGUAUUUUGGUAGACCAAUGGCAGCUUUAGUAGAUACUAUACUUGGUACUCAAAAAGGUCAGCAACAGCAGCCGAUGCAAACCUUACAAAAUAACGCAGCCCUCGCAAGUGGACCAACGACGCCAUUAUCGAUGUCAAUUUUGGAUUCAUUGACUGUUCACUCUAAAAUGAGCCUAAUACAUAGCAUCGUUACUCACGUUAUCAAAUCGGCACAAUCCAAAAGCAAUAUGGCAUUGGCACCAGCAUUGGUUGAAACUUAUAGUAGAUUACUAGUAUACACUGAGAUUGAAAGUCUUGGCAUCAAAGGUUUCAUCAGCCAAUUGCUUCCAACAGUUUUCAAGUCUCAUGCGUGGGGAACAUUAUAUACUCUUUUGGAAAUGUUUAGUUAUAGGAUGCAUCAUAUACAACCGCAUUACAGAGUGCAACUUUUGUCUCAUUUACAUAGCCUUGCAGCUGUGCCACAAACUAAUCAAACACAACUUCAUCUAUGUGUGGAAAGCACUGCUCUUCGUUUAAUUACUGGAUUGGGAUCAGCUGAAGUGCAACCGCAAUUAUCUCGAUUUUUAUCAGAACCUAAAACUCUUGUGUCAGCAGAAUCUGAGGAGUUGAAUAGAGCUUUAGUAUUAACGCUGGCACGUUCUAUGCACGUAACAGGAACUGGAUCAGACAGUCACAGUGGAACAUGGUGCAAGGAAUUGUUGAACACAAUUAUGCAGAAUACCCCACACUCGUGGGCUAAUCACACUCUUCAAUGUUUUCCUCCGGUGUUAAGCGAAUUUUUUCAGCAAAAUAGCGUACCAAAAGAAAACAAACAACAGAUUAAGAAAGCGGUGGAAGAAGAGUAUCGAAAUUGGGCUUCUAUGAGUAAUGAAAAUGAUAUAAUAGCACACUUUUCAGUACCUGGUACACCACCUCUAUUUUUAUGCCUUUUGUGGAAGAUUAUUUUCGAAACUGAUCGAAUUAGUCCGAUCGCAUAUAAAAUCUUAGAACGGAUUGGAGCCCGAGCUUUGUCGGCGCAUCUCCGAAAAUUCUGUGAUUAUCUCGUAUUUGAAUUUGCUAAUAGCGUGGGUGGACAACAUGUAAAUAAAUGUGUAGAUACAGUUAACGAUAUGAUAUGGAAAUACAACAUUGUAACUAUUGAUAGAUUAGUUCUUUGUCUGGUACUAAGGACUCACGAAGGCAGUGACGCGCAAGUAUGCUUUUUUAUAAUUCAAUUAUUGUUAUUAAAAGCUAUUGAAUUGAGAAACAGAACCCAAGAGUUCGUGAAAGAAAAUUCUCCGGAGCAUUGGAAACAAUCGAACUGGCAUGAAAAACAUCUUGCAUUUCAUAGAAAAUUCCCAGAGAAAUUUGCUCCAGAAGGUAUUAUGGAACAAACUAGCGGAGGACCUAGUCAAUAUCAAAGUUUGCCAGUUUAUUUUGGAAAUGUAUGCUUACGAUUUUUGCCUGUUUUCGAUAUCGUUGUACAUAGGUAUUUGGAAAUACCAGCUGUGUCGAAAAGUUUAGAAACAUUGCUAGAACAUUUAGGAUGCUUAUAUAAAUUCCAUGAUCGGCCUGUUACGUACCUUUAUAAUACUUUACAUUAUUAUGAACGUAAAUUAAGAGACAGACCAGGUAUGAAACGACGAUUAGUGACAGCUGUUUUUGGUUCCUUAAAAGAAAUUAGGGCACCAGGAUGGGCACUCUCAGAAGCUUAUCAAAUGUACAUGACUCGAUCUAUUGAUGAAGUUAUCGCAUGGAUGCCAGAAUUAGAUUAUUAUAUUCGCUUAGUACGAAGAAUUGUGGAAACAAUGUCAGGUACAGCUCAUUUUCCUGCUACUGAUUGGAGAUUUAAUGAAUUUCCCAAUCCUGCUGCACAUGCAUUGUAUGUCACAUGCGUCGAACUUAUGGCUGUCCCUGUUGCUGCAAAUAUAGUUGCCAAUUCAUUAUUAGAUGUAGUUGCAAAAGGGUACACAGUGAUACCGUCAGAUGAAAUUCAUUUAUGGAUAAAUUGUGUGGGAUUGUUAUUGGCUGCUUUACCAGAGUGUUAUUGGUCAGCCCUUCAUGACCGAUUAGUUGCAACUAUUAGCAGUCCAGGUCUAGCUAAUUGGAAUUACAGUAAUUUAACUCCAUUUCAAAUGUUUAAUUUUAAUAACACGCAUAAUAGUUUAUUAGAAAAUAAAUUCAGUUAUAUGCUGGCAUUGGCACAUUCUGUGUGGCAUCAUGCCGGUGUUGGACAAAUAACUACUAUGCCUCAAUUUAUUAAAGAGAAACUUCAACCAGUUGUAAAUAGCGAAGAACAAUUGAUAUAUGCGUGUCAUUUAAUUGGACCUACUUUAGCAAGAUUUAAUGCUGAAAGACCGAAUUGUGUCGUAGAAUUAACAGUUCGUCUAUAUGAAAUGCUUGAACAAGUCGAUCGAGUUCAAACUCAUCUAAAAUACAUGGACCCAGUUUGUGAUUUACUAUAUCAUAUAAAGUACAUGUUUGUCGGGGAUAUGAUGAAGAACGAAGUGGAAUGUAUUAUACGAAGACUAAGACCUGCUUUGCAAAUGAGGCUACGAUUUAUUGCUCACAUAAAUAUAGACGAAAUUCAGUCUUCCUGAGACGUCCCUAGUACUAGCAAUGCAGAAGUGAAUACAUGAUAAUAUUGAAUACCUCAUUAUUGUACAUAUUGUCUUUAUAAUAAUAUAUUUCUUGCAUACACAGUGUAUGAAGAAUAUGCUGAAACCAACAUUUGAAUUUUAAAUUAUUUCUAUAUUUUCUAUAUUUCAUUUCUAUAUUUCUAUAUAAUAUAAAUAUAUGCAAAAGUACAUUUUUCAUGUAUAAAAACAUAUAAAUAUGUAAAAUGUUGUAUAAGGAAGGAUUUGAUCUUCGUGUUAUAAAGUGAAAAAAGACAUAUAAACAUAAGAUAAAAGUAUUUCAGCAAAGUAUUAUAGACAACAAAUUUAAGUUGCUUUGUCAAAACAGUGUAUUUAUGAUAUUUAUCACAUGUUUUUCACAGCACAUCUGACUAAGCAGUAUUGAUACUUUAAACAGAUUCAUAAAUGUAUAUUGUCGUAGUGGAAGGCAUAAGUUACGAAGCUCAAAGUUUCAUACUUAUUUAUGUAGUAAUUGCUCCUAUUUAUAAACUGACACUACUCUAUGUAUUUUGAUAUUAAUCAUGAUAAAUUUAAUGAAAUAAAUACUAUGAUACCUUAUAAA